Messenger RNA from Tripterygium wilfordii, 1306 nucleotides. RefSeq names its product tRNA (guanosine(18)-2'-O)-methyltransferase. The record is from RefSeq and is a predicted model, not a curated record. Gene Ontology annotation, molecular function: RNA binding. The transcript is spliced from 5 exons. Gene Ontology annotation, biological process: tRNA guanine ribose methylation. The coding region runs from base 23 to 1117 and encodes 364 amino acids. Lineage: Eukaryota; Viridiplantae; Streptophyta; Magnoliopsida; Celastrales; Celastraceae.
UGGCGCGAAGUGUGGAGAGAAAAUGAGCACCUGCAAAACCCUAAUCCGAUUAUCUCUUCCUUUCAGUACUCGAUCCUUCUCUCUUCUCUCUCUCCGACCUUCCAAUUACUCUCCCCUCAACUUCAUUCCCAGUCCGUUCGGUGUCCGUGCCAGAAAUUAUGCUUCAAUUGGGGCAGCGUCGAUUCCACUGGAAAGUACCGGAAUCGUUGAGGACUCGCCAGAGAACGCAACUACUGACCUUGUUGAACAACUCCUCGCCAAUCGAGAUGACGUGACCGGGCUCAUGAAAAUGGAGAGAAGGUGCUCCUUUACUGAUGACAGUGAAGAAAAGGCGGAGGAUUUGUCGAUGAAGAGGCGAUGGUUUCCUUACCUUGACAGAUUAAGGUCCGGGAGCUAUUUUUUGACUAGUAGUGAGGUGCUGGAGGCAGUGGAGCCUCUAAUAAUGGAUGUGAGGAAGGAGCGGUUUAGGAGCGUGGUGAAGAACCGCACGUACUCCGUGUGCUUAGUCGUGGAGGGGCUGGCCGAUUUUGGGAACGUUUCCGCUGUGUUUCGGUCUGCGGAUGCACUUGGGUUCCAGUCUGUUCACGUGGUAUCUUGUGAUAGCUCGAAAAGGUACAGAGACAAUCGCCAUGUUAGCAUGGGAGCAGAGAAAUGGUUAGACAUUGAGCUUUGGGAUUCCACCAAAGAGUGCUUUGAAACUUUGAAAUCUCGUGGUUAUAGAAUUGCCACAACGCAUCUGGGAAUGGAUGCGGUAUCUGUUUAUGAAAUGGACUGGUCAUGCCCAACUGCGAUAGUAGUUGGAAAUGAAAAUAGGGGGAUAAGUGACGAGGCCCUGAAACUUUCGGAUCUACACUGCAGUAUUCCGAUGAAAGGCAUGGUCGACUCUUUUAAUGUUUCAGUUGCUGCAGGGAUCCUCAUGCACCAUGCUGUUUGUGACAGAACUUCUCGCCUGGGUUGUCAUGGUGAUCUGACUUCAGAAGAAAGGCAAAUCCUGCUUGCAGAGUUCUCGCUGCGGCACAGCAAGAGUGCAAUAAGCGUUGCACAUGAUUAUGCAAAGCGCAAGGCAGCAGUGUCUGCGCCAGCACAUUUUUCUAGAGAUCAUAUAUUUGAUGUGUGAUCAUCCUGUAAUAGGAUGUUUACCUCAGUUGGCAUAUUAUCUGAACUUCCUUCCCAUUUUAAUCAAAAGCUUUUGUUAACUUUUUGUUUGUGUAACAACGGAUCUUUUGGAAGCUCAUCUAUUUUAUUAACCCAUCCAUAGAACCACUCGAGAAAAUUAUAUAGAAGGAAAAGAAGAUGAUUUUCUCCU